AUGGUCCUGCUGAGCCCAACAGUCAGAGCACUUGAGGUACUCCUGCAUAUGUGCGAAGAGUAUGUGAAGUCACACGGCUUGACGUAUAAUGUAAAAGAGAGUGUGAUAAUGGUCUUUAGGGCCGCCGGGGGCAAAUUACCGAGUUAUGUUCCACCCAUUAAGAUAAGCAAUAUAGAACUCGAGCGGGUCUAUCAAUACAAGUACCUUGGCCAUUUUGUCUCCGCCGACCUUAAGGACCUCAUGGAUUUUGAGAGGGAACGCAGGGCGCUGGCGGUCAGGUGUAAUAUGGUGGUGCGAAGGUUUGCGCGUUGCAGUGAACAAGUAAAGAUUCUACUUUUUAAAUCAUACUGCCAAGUUUUUUACACGUGCAGCCUUUGGACCAACUAUACGCACAGAGCCAUCAGCGCCCUGCGAGUACAAUAUAACAAUGGUUUUCGUAUGUUGUUGGGGCUGCCGCCGUUCUGCAGCGCGUCAGGCAUGUUUGCACAGGCUCGCACUGAUGACUUUUAUGCCAUUAUGCGCAAAAAGUCGGCCUCACUUCUCUGCAGACUGCGAGCCAGCUCCAGCCCAAUACUGAAGACCAUUGCCAGGAGAAUUGACUCUCCCUUUAUGCGGCAACUUUUUUCGCCUCGUUUUUAA
Hyposmocoma kahamanoa is the source of this 639-nucleotide messenger RNA. RefSeq lists its product as uncharacterized. NCBI's taxonomy places the organism in Eukaryota, Metazoa, Arthropoda, Insecta, Lepidoptera, Cosmopterigidae. The transcript has a single exon. The record is from RefSeq and is a predicted model, not a curated record. Bases 1 to 639 code for a protein of 212 amino acids.